This is a messenger RNA of Hydatigera taeniaeformis, 918 nucleotides long. The record is from the annotation of a GenBank genome assembly. Lineage: Eukaryota; Metazoa; Platyhelminthes; Cestoda; Cyclophyllidea; Taeniidae.
AUGUCUACAAGGAGGGCAGUUCACAAAAAUAGCUGGUAUUCCGGCAAUGGUAUGAUAUUCGUUGAAAAAACUAUGGUUAUAGUCGAUGAAUUGGACAAUCAACUUUCGAACUGGCUCAAUAAAGCUACUUACACGCACGGACCGGCAAGGGCAAUAAUUACGCCACAUGCUGGAUAUUUUUACUCUGGGGAAUGCGCUUCUUUCGCCUUUAAACAGAUCAAUCCAAAUUCAACAAAGAGGAUAUUUGUGCUUGGUCCAUCCCACAAUCUCUACCUUGAGGCUUGUGCAAUACCUGUCGCUGACUACUUCGAAACCCCUUUCUACAACUUGCACGUCGAUGAGGACGUGCGAAGGAGGCUUCUCGAUACUGGGAAGUUUGUGAAUCUUGCUCUUAAGCAGGAUGAGGAUGAGCACUCUAUGGAGAUGCAGUUCCCAUACAUAGCGAAAAUUAUGGAGGCACAUGCUGACAACUUUACAGUUGUACCAAUUAUGGUAGGUAGCCUGUCUUUUUCGAUGGAACAAACAUUUGGAGAGAUAUUAUCACCUUUCCUCUCUGAUCCCUCUAAUGUCUUCGUUAUAUCCUCUGAUUUCUGCCACUGGGGUAGCCGUUUUGGUUACACAUAUUACGAUCAAAGCUGUGGCGAAAUUUGGGAGUCAAUAAGUGACCUCGACCAUAAGGGUAUGGACUUGAUUGAGAACUUGGAUACGUCCGGCUUUAAUAAGUACUUGUCUGACUAUGGGAACACGAUUUGCGGUCGUCAUCCGAUCAGUGUGCUUCUGCAGGCGGUUCGAGCGCUUGAGCAGGAAGUUGGGGCGAAGGCGGUUCUGAAGUUUGUACAGUAUGCGCAGUCGAGCAAGUGUCGCAGCAUGCGAGACUCCUCGGUCAGCUAUGCAUCCGCCUCUUUGGUUAUCAAAUGA